AUGACCUUAUCGCGAUCACCCUCUCCCCGCCCGGGCGGAGGGUGGUCCAGUCCGGGACUUGCUCCGGCUAGCGGCACAACAUCCCCGGGCGGUCCAUCACCCGGUUCAUUAUCACCAGGCACACCGGGCGGUGUUUCGUGGGCUGCAGCCAAAGCAAAAAGCGAACAGGUGCGAGGGUAUCCAUCAUUCGCAACACGCAAUAGCGGCUUCUUCUCUCGACAACGGCACAAGAUCUCCACGCGAUUUUCUAGCUUUCGACAGCUUUCCCCACGCGAAUACGUUGAUAAAGAUGAUUAUGAACGUGACUGGAAGCGCCCGAGUAGUGGACGCGGCCUGUUAGGCCCUUUACGGAUACCAAUACGUCGGGGUCGGUUCCGGCUGCUGCUUGCGCUCUUGUUAGUGUGGAUUGGGUAUCUAUUUUUCUGGGCGACUAUUGUCCAGACAUACCGAAGAUCACCAAUAGGCGGCGGAAGCAGGUUCGUUAUCAUACUCGGAUCGAACGUGGAGGGUGGUGUGAUGGAGUGGAAGGGUGCACGUGAAUGGGCCAUUGAACGCAAUAGCAUAUGGAACAAGAAAAGAUACGCGAAGAAAUGGGGCUACGACCUCGAACUGGCCAAUUUGCUGGCCAAGAAGAGAUAUUCACAUGAAUGGCGCGAGAGCUGGGAGAAGGGUGACGUGAUCCGCGAGGCCAUGCGCAAAUAUCCCGACGCAGAGUGGUUCUGGUGGCUCGACUUGAAUACAUGGGUGAUGGAAUACGACACAUCUCUACAACACCAUCUAUUCAAUGACCUCAAGUCUCACGUCUACCGCGAUAUCAGCGCCUAUAACCCUCUCAACAUCACCCACCCACUCCCCGAAUUCUGGCUCGAUGACCUAGGUCGUGCCCUUGAGGGCGACGGCAAAGCCGAUUCUUUGAAUAUGCUGCUAACUCAAGACUGCGCCGGGUUUAAUCUCGGAUCUUUCUUCAUGCGACGAUCUGUUUGGACCGACCGGCUGCUCGAUAUCUGGUGGGAUCCCGUCAUGUACGAGCAGAUGCAUAUGGAGUGGGAGCAUAAGGAACAGGAUGCCCUGGAGUAUGUCUACCAGAGUCAACCAUGGGUUCGCAGUGGUGUGGGCUUUUUACCACAACGCAGCAUCAAUGCCUUCCCUCCCGGCGCAUGCGGUGAUGGAGAGAAUCCAGUCGUUCACUAUCAGGAGAACGCACACGACCUCGUCGUGAACAUGGCCGGUUGCAUGUAUGGUCGCGAUUGCUGGUCUGAAAUUUACUAUUACCGCGAGCUAAGCAAUUGGCUCGCCCGGUCGGUCUGGGAGCGAUUCAGAGACGCUUUAAGUGAUGUAUACGACCAAGUGACGGGGAAGGAUAAGCAGGAUUGA
This is a messenger RNA of Penicillium griseofulvum, 1374 nucleotides long. RefSeq names its product putative alpha-1,6-mannosyltransferase subunit. Lineage: Eukaryota; Fungi; Ascomycota; Eurotiomycetes; Eurotiales; Aspergillaceae. The transcript has 2 exons. Gene Ontology annotation, molecular function: glycosyltransferase activity. The record is from RefSeq and is a predicted model, not a curated record. Gene Ontology annotation, cellular component: Golgi membrane. Gene Ontology annotation, biological process: protein N-linked glycosylation. The coding region runs from base 1 to 1374 and encodes 457 amino acids.